This is a messenger RNA of Pelobates cultripes (western spadefoot toad), 6110 nucleotides long. NCBI's taxonomy places the organism in Eukaryota, Metazoa, Chordata, Amphibia, Anura, Pelobatidae. The record is from the annotation of a GenBank genome assembly.
AUGCACAGUAAGUACGCAUUACGUUUUUAUUCACUCUAAAUAUUAAAACAAGUUUUACAUAUUUUGAGUUUCAUUGUUUUUUUAUUUUUAAAGAAAAAUUGAAGUAAUUAUAUUUAGAUAUGAAACAAGCAGAAUAGAAUGUUUGUGAAUAAUAAAACAGAAAUCAACUUUUAAUAAGUAGGAUUCAGUGAGUCGGACACUUUUUUACCAGGAUUUUAACAUUGCCUCCGAAAUAGAAAGUCAAUGGGAAGUAAAAACUAGAGUCAGACAAAAAUCAUCACAAUCAGCUCUUUUUAUCUGCUAUUUUCAUUUGUUUUUACAGGACAAACAUACAUGAUCAGUCCAUCCUCAGACGAAAUGAUGCCUCUUAAAGGUAAACGUAAAACUAUAAUAUACAUAUAACAUACUUCAUAUCUACCUUUCUACUUUUAAUUUUUUUUUUGUAAUUUUAUUUUAUUAUUUUGAAAGUUUGGCAACAAUUAAUAAAACACGGAGUAAAAGUAAUCCAGUGCGAUGUAAAACACAAGAUACAAUGAAAGAAAAAGUAUUUCUGAUAUCCAGUAUUUUAACAAGAGGUAAGGGUAAGAGAAAAAAACAUAUUAAAUGAUAGAAACAGAUACAUUUCUACUUUUUUAAAUCUUAAAUUACACUGGCUCUCAGUGUUGACAUGUAUAUAUUUACCUGACUCAAUAUAGAUAUAUAUUACUUAAAUACAUAAUAUAUAUUUAAUAAAUAUUUUAAUAUUUAAAAUAUUAAAUUCUCCCCCUUUGCUCCUCACUAUUCUCUCCUUCUCCUUCCUUCCACUAUCUUCUCUCAACCAUUCUUGGACCAUGCCUUUCCAGCCUUCAGGCCUUCUGCCUGGCUACUGAAGAGGAGGUGGCUGGGCAUCUCCUCAUCUCCACUUGUCCGCUUGAUCCCAUUCCAUCUCACCUUAUCUGAUCUCUCACCCUUUAUCUUAUGGAGUACUUAAUGCAUAUCUUCAACUGCUCUCUUUCUUCUGGCAUUGUCCUUGCUCCACUUAAACAUACUACUGUCAUACCCAUCUUAAAAAAGCCAUCUUUUGACUUAUCUUUCCCUUCUAAUUACAGUCCAAUAUCUCUUCUCUACUCCCUUUCAACUCAGAGUAUCUGGAACAACUUUCCUUUACCUGUUUGGCUUGCUUUCUCAAUGCAAACUCUCUGCUCGAUUCUUUUUGUUUUGAAUUCCACCACCUCCAUUCUACUGAGACUGCUUUGAUUAAAGUAACCAAAGAUCUCAUCGCAGCUAAAUUAAAACUCUAUACUAAUUCUUCUAUUAUUAUUAUGAUGGUAUUUAUAUAGCGCCAUCAAAUUCCGCAGCGCUUUACAAUGGGUGGACGAACAGACAUGUAGUUGUAACCAGACAAGUUGGACACACAGGAACAGAGGGGUUGAGGGCCCUGCUCAAUGAGCUUACAUGCUAGAGGGAGUGGGGUAAAAUUACACAAAAAGGUAAGGAUAGUAUUAGACUAGUGACAGUUGCAGAAGAGGAAUCAGUCAGGAGCUAUUAACAGUUUAAUUGAUACGCUUUUAUGAAGAAGUGGGUUUUUAACGAUUUUUUGAAGGAGUGGAGACUGGGUGAGCAUCUAACGGAGGAAGGAAGCGGGUUCUAGAUCAAUGUGUUCUUGGUCACUGUGACCUGGACCUCUCAUUAUUAUUAUUAUUAUUAUUAUGAUAUUUAUAGAGCGCCGUCAAAUUCCGCAGCGCUUUACAAUGGGUGGACGAACAGACAUGUAGUUGUAACCAAACAAGUUGGACACACAGGAACAGAAGGGUUGAGGGCCCUGCUCAAUGAGCUUACAUGCUAGAGACAUAAAAAGGUAAGGAUAGUAUUAGACUAGUGACAGUUGCAGAAGAGGAAUCAGUUGGGAGCUAUUAACAGUUUAAUUGAUACGCUUUUAUGAAGCAGUGGGUUUUUAACGAUUUUUUGAAGGAGUGGAGACUGGGUGAGCAUCUAAAGGAGGAGGGAAGCGAGUUCCACAGGAACGGAGCAGCCCUCGAGAAAUCUUGAAGGCGAGCAUCAGAGGUGGGCGUACGGACAGAAGAUAGACGUAAGUCUUCAACAGAUCGUAAGGACCUAGACAGGACAUAGUUGUGUACAAGGGAGGAUAGAUAGGUGGGAGCAGCAUUAUGUAGCGAUUUGAAAGCAAGAACCAGAAUUUUAAAUUGAGCUCUAUAUUUUAUAGGAAGAAAAUGUAGGGACUGACAGAAGGGUGAGGCAUGGGAGGUGCGCGCGGACAGGAAGAUGAGCCUCGCUGCCGCAUUAAUUAUGGACUGUAACGGCGCAAGUUGGGAGCAUGUAAGACCACUGAGAAGCGGAUUACAGUAGUCCUGGCGAGAAAGGACAGUGGAAUGGACCAACACCUUAGCCGCAUCUGGCGUUAAGUAGGGGCGGAUGCGCGCAAUGUUGUUCAGAUGGAAAUGACAGGAUUUGGCGAUAGGUUGAACAUGAGGCUUGAAGGAGAGGUCGGAGUCAAAGAGAGCACCUAGGCAGCGAGCCUGCGUGGUGGAGCUGAUGGUAGCACUGUUGACUUGGAGGGAGACAGACACAGGAGUAACAACACUUGAGGGAUGAAAGACCAGAAUUUCAGUUUUGGUCAAGUUUAGUUUAAGGAAGUGGGCAGCCAUCCAGUUAGAAACAGCAGAGAGGCAGUCAGAGACACUAGUCAAGAGGGACGGGGAGAGAUCAGGAGAGGACAGGUAGAUUUGCGUGUCAUCUGCAUAGAAAUGAUAUUGGAAGCCAAAGGAGCUAAUGAGUUUACCAAGGGAGGCAGUAUAGAAGUAGAAGUAAAAAUGGAGAAAUGGUAAAAAUGUGCAAAAAGAAUAAAAUAAAAAUGCAAAUGGGGUAAAAACAGAAACAAAAACUUGUUUCUGUUUUUACCCCUAUUUGCAUUUUUAUUUUAUUCUUUUUGUACAUUUUUACCAUUUCUCCAUUUUUACUUCUACUUCUGUAUGUUGUAGUAUUUAUUGAUUAUUUUCACUUUUAUACUUAUUUUUAUUUAUUUUUUUCAUUUUUUCGACUUUUUAAUUUAAUUUAAUUUAUUUAUUUAUUUAUUUUAUUCUAAAUUAAUUUAUUUUCUACUAUCUCGCACUUUUUCAUCUACCUCUCCAUCUAUUUAUAUUCAUAUUGUCUUUAUUCUGAUAUCUAGUUUUCUCUUAAAGGUACAGCAUCCCUAUUAGUAUACCUUCUUUUAUAGACAUUUUAGUUUUUUAUGCAGAGUAAGUGAUGAGAACCGCACCCAAUCCCAACGGCCAAGGGUGCUCCAGAGCAGGACCAGCAAUCCCAGUACAAUAAUCCAAGAGGAAAAAACUCACAGGCACUCCAACUUCAAGCCGCAGGCAGAUUUAUUAUGACAGAAUGCAACGCAACGUUUCGACCGGAAAGACCUUUCCGGUCGAAACGUUGCGUUGCAUUCUGUCAUAAUAAAUCUGCCUGCGGCUUGAAGUUGGAGUGCCUGUGAGUUUUUUCCUCUUGGAUUUUAGUUUUUUAUAGCCACAUUCUAGGCUAGCUCCUGGUAUCCCUAGACACUUCUGUGUAUUAUAAAUGUUUCCUACUUCAGCUGCGAACAGAAAGGUUAUAAAUUAAUUGAGGGGAAGAUGUAACUAAUAAACUAAUUACAUAAUUCAUAUGAAUAUUUCAACUUGUUAAUGAUAUAUUUAAAUGAACUCGUAAAGUUUGGCAACAAAGUUAUAAAACAAACAGUGAAAGUGAUUCAGUACAUGUAAAACAUAAGAAACAAUGAAACAAAGAGCGUUUCUGAUAUCCAGUAUAACACACGAGGUGAGGGAAGGGAAAAAGAUAGAAAAUGAUAGAAACAGAUACAUUCCUGCUGUUUUAAAUCCCGAAUCCCUUAAUUCCUGCCUCAGUCAUGGCUCUGACUUCUCAGACACAGCAACAUGCAAAAAUGGAAUGAGGGGAGUUUGAAACAACUUUUACAUCUGCUUCAUUCACACAUUAUAAGCAGGAAUUCAGCAUCACUGAUGAUCUUCUGUUAGAACAAUGAGUUCCUGCUCUUAUUGCAUGAAUAAAGCAAAGGGGAAAAAGUCCUCUCAUUGCACUCUCACUGGUUACUGUCUACAUAUAUCGGGUCUAUUUACUAAAGUGAGAACUGCCAGGAAUAUUAAUUUUAUAUUUUAAGCCAAAAAAGCUGAAGUACAGAAAAUAUGCAAGUCAUCUGUGCAGCUAUGUUGGCCUAAUAUUUGACCUUGAAUUUAAUUAGAAUUCCUGGCAAUUCUUACUUUAUUUCCACAUAUCGUUUCAUGUCCAUUGCUUAUCUCCCAAUAACUUCCAUGUCAUCUCCAUGUCUUUACCCGUCUGUCUUUCAAUUUCCACAUUGAUCACUUUAUUUUCUCCCACCUGCUUUCUCCUGCCUGUCUGUUCAUUGUCCCACCAAUACGGUACAUGGCAUAACAGCUCUGUAAUGGCAAAUGUAUAUGCUGAUAAACAAAGAAAAUAAUUUAAAAAAAAACAACAAAAGCAGAAAACAACCACUAGCCCUUUCACAGAAAACAAACAAACAGAGGCCGGUGGCCCAAAUGCACCAGAUCCUACUAACAUGGAGAAUUGAGUUCUUACAUAACAUAUGAAUUUGAUACGUACAGUAUACACCACCCUUAUUGAAUUUAAAUAUAUUUUCCUCUAUAUUCUGUUUUUUUAUUUUAUGUGGAAAUUUUCUACAAUCAAAAAAUUGGCCAGGUGGGAAAUACUCCUUCCAAUUUCUAAACAACAUAAGCACCUAUCUACAGUCAUUGUCCCAUCCCCCUCUUCAUUUUAUUAUCUUCUUCCUCCUUCAUUCAAUUUGCUGGCUCUCCCUUCUGGUUAUUAUGGAGGACUGGAAAACUCCUGGGUCUUGUAUUUAACCUCUCACCCACCACUUUUAGGAUGAGCUGUAAAGCAGGGUUCCAGAGAUUCUCUAUGGUUAUUAAAUAGUCUGGAAACCUCUAAUACUUCUAUUUAGCCCCUUACAUUCCAUUUGUUGAGUGAUGGGUAUAAGAGACAGAUCGAAUGAAUAAUGAAUUGCAUGACCAUAUAUUUUUAUUCUGGACAUUAUGUCCUUCAGUUCUUCAUUAUUCAGAUAAACGUAACAAAUACAGAGUUUAUACUAUUUGCAAUUAUGCUAAAUUGAAUUUAUCUGACCAUACUAUAUCUUGCACAUAUUAGUUCCCAUAAGGAGUGUCCCAGAGCUGUGACUUUGGUUUUGCAAAUCUGGAAAGCUGCCGGAAAGGUCACAUACUAGUUUCUAAACUAACUGCACUAAUGAUAAAAUUGUUAACUGUUUUUAAUCAUGUACAGAUAAACAUGAGCAAAGUCUUGCAGAAGAUCCGCCAAUGAAGUAUCCUGAUUCUACAAAAAUACCACCAACACAAAAGGAAGCAAUUGAAGAAGUUGGAAACAUAACAUGGGAGCAGCCUACAGUAAAAAAAGAAAACAACAUGUUUGACAAACCUCAAGAAAGUAACCUGGAAAAUAAAAACCAGAUAAAAACAGAUCAACAUACAUCAGAUAAACAUGGCCUUCUCACGAUAAAGCAAAGUCAGCCGACCGCAAUGUCACCUUCUAGUCAAACCGGGGUGGGUGAGGGAGAAGUAAUAAAUCACAAAUCAUUGAAGAGUGAAGAAGUGGCAGAUUCUGGAAUGGAAACCUCAAAUAAUAAACCCACUGAAACAGAACCAGUAACAAAGACUGAAGCAAAUGGUACUAAUUCAGAGACCGUUGAACAAAGAGAAUCCGAAUCUGGGAAUGGAGAGGAAUCAGACCAUAAAACAGAGAAACCAAACAAAGAUUCACUAACAAACAUUUUGGUUGAUUUCACAGAACCAGAAUCCCUUGAACAACUAACAGAAACAGAAUCUAUGAAUAAAAAAAAAGCAGAGCAUGGAAAAGAAAAAACAAACACAGAUGCCAGGCAGAUACACAGAGACUCAUUAACAGAGACUUCUGUAGAUCUUCCAAAACCUGAAUCUCUAGAACAACAAACAGAACUAGAAUCUAGGAAUGAAGAGAAACCAAACAAAGAUCCCACGCAGAUUCACAAAGAUUCACUAACAGAGACUUCAACAGAUCUCACAAACCCAGAAUCUCUAGUACAAUGA